CUUUUCGAGGGGGUGGAAUCAUCCCGUCGGAUGGAUUGGGCAUCAUGUCUCUCUGGUUCUGGGCCUUCUCCUCUGGAUCUUGUGUUGCUUAAAGAGACGACGAUCCCCCGCAGCGGCUGCUCCUCUCACACCCUCUCUUGCCUUUCCACUGCCUAUCGUUGCGCUGAAGCACGCACUCUCUGCUUGGCCGACCACGCUGUGACGCCCAUUACGAUCGCCCCACGCACGCUCCUCCACCACAAGCCCAGUAUUGCACGUACGGCUGGUCACGUAACUCAUCGCUACUCUUAGGAGGCAGAAAGAAGAACAGAAAAGAGAAGCUAGAGGAGACCGGGCCGUCAUGAAGGGAAGACAUGUCCUCCUUGCCACGCUGCUGCUCGGCGGAACCAGCAGUCUCGCGUCGCAAGGGCUCCUUCUCAACAGCCCAACGUGGGCUGACAGCCUGCCGCUGCACCAGCCCUCGCACGACUGGUCUCUGUCUUCCUCUUCGUCGUCGUCUGCCCACUACUCGUCGGUCGUAGCGGCCGGCGAGGGCGCGAGACGGUUCAAGGGGCACAAGACCCGUUUGCAGACGCAACGGGACGUCGAGAAGGGCAACAAGGCAGCCUACUUUGAAGGGCAACAGGAAGACUUGGGUCCACAUUUCAGGAAAGCGAGGGGCAGAAGCGAGGAGAGAAAAGGACUGCUUGUCGGCAUGCGCACGAGCGCGAGAGAAACGGAGCUACCAGGCAGCAGCCAGAGGAGACUUCUCAAACGAGCAAUCACAUCCGAUGACAGCGACGACAACGAAAUCGAGACAAAAAUCCUGGAAGAACGCAGCCGCAGAAGGAAGAACCUGAUCACCAAGCACUCGCUUUUGAAGGACGAUGGACCGUCGAAGUAUGCUCAGGAUCCCGUCCCACACGUUCUCGAGGGAGAUGGCGUUGGCAGAAGGUCUCCUGGCGGCGAUGACGAGGCCGUCCCUUGACAGGCUUACAUGUCUAGCUCUCACCUCUCAGACUUACUUGCAUAUCUUCUCUAACGUGAUUCUUACGGCACCUACACAUACUCCCGGCCUGAUUCACAUGCAAUUCAUUGCUGCUUGCCACAUGCUC
Acaromyces ingoldii is the source of this 1094-nucleotide messenger RNA. RefSeq lists its product as hypothetical. The coding region runs from base 341 to 967 and encodes 208 amino acids. NCBI's taxonomy places the organism in Eukaryota, Fungi, Basidiomycota, Exobasidiomycetes, Exobasidiales, Cryptobasidiaceae. The record is from RefSeq and is a predicted model, not a curated record. The transcript has a single exon.